Messenger RNA from Amborella trichopoda, 1115 nucleotides. Its product is annotated as outer envelope pore 24B-like protein. Gene Ontology annotation, molecular function: voltage-gated monoatomic cation channel activity. Lineage: Eukaryota; Viridiplantae; Streptophyta; Magnoliopsida; Amborellales; Amborellaceae. The record is from RefSeq and is a predicted model, not a curated record. Gene Ontology annotation, biological process: regulation of monoatomic ion transmembrane transport.
CGACAGUCGUCGCAGUAAGUCCAGUUGUAGAGAAAGAAGAAAGUAGAGAGAGAGAGAGAGGGGAGAAGCUUCAAAAACCCUUUGUUUCCUUCUGCUCUCUUCCUUCCGCUCUUCUUUCUCACUCUUCAUUUUUUUCGUUUCUCUAUUCUGGUCUCCUCUUUCUUUCUAUAUUCCUUUCCUAUUUCUUGCUCCAUUACUUUCUCUCUCUAGAUUGGUCUCCCCUUGCAAGCAAUCAAGAUGCAGGCAAGUUUAGAGGGACGGUAUGAGACCAAGCUCAGCAGUUCGACGGCAACAAUCGCCAUGAAAGCAGGGGAGCUGAGGUUCAGGGCCUCAUGCAGGGACAGCACCUUCACCAAUGGCCCCAAGCUCGAGGGGCUCAAUUUUUCAGUAGAGAAGCCUGGCUCCUUCAUCCUUGAUUAUAGCGUGCCUGAUGAGGAUAUGACUUUUCAAUUCAUGAACGCCAUUAAGGUGAACCAAACACCAUUAAAGAUCAACUAUACCCAUAAGGUCAAGAAGAACUCCACCUUAUUCAGUGCUUCUCUCGCUUUUGAUCCCGAUAAUACGCUCUCUGGGAGUUACAAUUUCGGGAACAUGAACACGAAAGUGAGGUACAAGUACAAUCAUGGAGGAGGUGCUCGUGGUUUCGAGUUAGGAUAUGAUUUUGAUGAGGGGUUUGAUUUCGCUUUGUCUCAUAAGGUCUUUAGUACCGAUACUUUGAAAGCUUCAUAUGGGGCCUCAAAACAAAUUUUCCAGUUGGAUUAUGCUCGAGCUGCUAAGGAUACUGGUUCUUUCAAGAUUACUGCGACUGUCGAUUUGAAAGAGGAGAAGAAAGUCCCCAAGUUAACUGCCAUGACUACAUGGAGUUUUGAUCUUUUGUGAUUUACUCGGAUAUGGCGGGGUGAGUACUUAGGAGUAAUCCCUGGUUUUGUCCUUUUCACUUGCUGUAAUCUUGGCAAAGCUCAUUGCUCACCAUGUCUCUGUUCUUCUUCUCAAUAUAUCAAUUUGUAAUCAUUUGUUUGGCCCCGAUCCUUCAACUGAGGUCACAGCUGACUUUGUUGUCUCCAUAAACAUUAUCAUUAUCUUUAUUUUCAAUGAAUAUCUCCUGUUCUUCAUUC